Molecule: messenger RNA, 564 nt
Organism: Paramacrobiotus metropolitanus
Lineage: Eukaryota; Metazoa; Tardigrada; Eutardigrada; Parachela; Macrobiotidae
Product: acidic proline-rich protein PRP25-like
Exons: 1
Coding region: 1-564 (187 amino acids)
Source: RefSeq, a predicted model, not a curated record
AUGAACGGAUCCAUCCCUGUUGCCAUUAACAGCUCUAUGAUCCUGACGUUCAAUUCUACGGGACCGAACGGAAGUUUUCCGCUACCUGAUGCGGGAGUGAACGGCUUCAAUCCUACGCCUGGCCAGUUCAUCGGUGCCCCGGGUAGCACCAACUUCCAAUCCGUGAGCGGUAUGCCCUCCAGCUUCCAGCCUCAGGGUGUCAACAACUUCGGACCUACCAACGGUGUGUUCCCCAGCUUCCCUCCGCCUCAGGGUGGCGGCAACUUUGGACCGGGCUUUAACGGCAUGCCACCCCCGUUCCCGCCGCCCCAGGGUGGCAGCAACUUUGGACCCAGCGUUAACGGUAUGCCACCUCCUUCUCCUCCCAACGGUGGCAACAUCAACGGUGCCCCUUUCCCCGGACCCUCGAAUAACCAACAACCACAAAACUUCAACCAACAAGUCCCACAAAACUUUAACCAACAAGUCCCGCAAAACUUUAACCAGCAAGUACCAUACAACUUUAACCAACAAGCUGGCAACGCUCAAGGAAUUUCCCCGAACGGCCCUGUAACCCCCCUUUAA